Sphaeroforma arctica JP610 is the source of this 300-nucleotide messenger RNA. RefSeq lists its product as hypothetical. The record is from RefSeq and is a predicted model, not a curated record. NCBI's taxonomy places the organism in Eukaryota, Ichthyosporea, Ichthyophonida. The transcript has a single exon. Bases 1 to 300 code for a protein of 99 amino acids.
AUGUCGCGACAAAAUGACGAGGUCUUCCAAAAUUUGCUUAACGAAGAAGGGGAUAGCGGGUUCUCGAGUAGUGAUGCUAACGAUACGAUGCCGCCAUUAAUGUCAAACAGCAGUAGUGAGACGAAAGAAGAAUUGAGACCAGAGAACCAAGGGGAUGGCCGUGGAGAACCACCUGCGAUCGAUGGAGUGUAUGAAAGGAGAUUUAGAAUCAACAGACACGACAUGGCUCGACAUCUUGAACGUUUUAGACUUUCUGGCCGUCUGCCUGAUGACGUUUGGACGAUGCGUAUGAAGACAUAA